CCCAACACCAAAUUAACCAAUAUUCUCUAUCAUUUUCCUCCCAGCUUUCUAAUUUAUCAUCAAACAAAAAUCUGUAGUACACUACUUUGAAACAAAAUGGCAGCCAAGAAUGUAGCUGAGUCGCCUUUGGAAAGAAGUUGUAGCUUGACUUCACUCGACCAGAGGCUAGCCCUUGCCAAACGUUGUUCUCAUGGUAACUAUAUAUGAUUUAAUUUCCCUCACUUGGGUUAAUUAAACAUCCAAAUUAAUCUAUGUAUAGUAAAAAAGAUUGUUCACUAUGUUUUUUUGAUAAUGCAGAGGGAGUUGUUGCCGGAGCAAAAGCAGCUGCUGUUGCUUCCAUUGCGACUGCUAUCCCAACUAUGGCUAGUACAAAGAUGCUGCCGUGGGCAAGGGCACAUCUGAAUCCAACGGCACAAGCUCUCAUUGUCUCCACCGUUGCCGGGAUGGCUUACUUUAUUGUGGCCGACAAAACUGUGUUGGCCACUGCCCGGAAAAACUCCUUCAACCAUUGAGUUUCUCGGCGAGUAGCACAACUGCCCCCAUCAUUUUUAUCAUGAAUCAGUUCAUGCUUAAAAAAUCAAAGGGCUCGCAAGCAGCGGAUCGAGUUGGGUCCAAUCGUAAAGGAUUUCUGCCUAUGUAGCCUGUUUGGCCGUAAUUUUUACCUACCAUAGCUAGCUAGCUACCGCUGUAAAUACUCGAAUAAUAAAACCAAUAGAUAGACGUACGUAUUACCUUUUUCUGUUGUAGAAGAUUAAUAAAUGCAACUCCGGCUUUGUAUCUGCCAUGAGUGGCUAAUAAUAUGAUCACCUAUUCAGAUUUCGUCUCGAUAUGGUUAUAUAUUUUCACCAAAAUCACAAAUGUUUUCGUUUAUCAUUUUGUUCUUGCCAUUAAUUAGGAGUACCAUUAAUUAAUUAGUUUAGCUUAUUCAAAUAAAAUACGAAAUGCC
Messenger RNA from Oldenlandia corymbosa var. corymbosa, 946 nucleotides. The record is from the annotation of a GenBank genome assembly. Lineage: Eukaryota; Viridiplantae; Streptophyta; Magnoliopsida; Gentianales; Rubiaceae.